GGCUAUUAAAGCGCCUGGUCAGGCUGGGCUGCCGCACUGCAAGGAUGAGGCUUCCUGGUUGGUUGUGGCUGAGUUCUGCCGUCCUCGCUGCCUGCCGAGCGGUGGAGGAGCACAACCUGACUGAGGGGCUGGAGGAUGCCAGCGCCCAGGCUGCCUGCCCCGCGAGGCUGGAGGGCAGCGGGAGGUGCGAGGGGAGCCAGUGCCCCUUCCAGCUCACCCUGCCCACGCUGACCAUCCAGCUCCCGCGGCAGCUUGGCAGCAUGGAGGAGGUGCUCAAAGAAGUGCGGACCCUCAAGGAAGCAGUGGACAGUCUGAAGAAAUCCUGCCAGGACUGUAAGUUGCAGGCUGACGACCAUCGAGAUCCCGGCGGGAAUGGAGGGAAUGGAGCAGAGACAGCCGAGGACAGUAGAGUCCAGGAACUGGAGAGUCAGGUGAACAAGCUGUCCUCAGAGCUGAAGAAUGCAAAGGACCAGAUCCAGGGGCUGCAGGGGCGCCUGGAGACGCUCCAUCUGGUAAAUAUGAACAACAUUGAGAACUACGUGGACAACAAAGUGGCAAAUCUAACCGUUGUGGUCAACAGUUUGGAUGGCAAGUGUUCCAAGUGUCCCAGCCAAGAACACAUGCAGUCACAGCCGGUUCAACAUCUAAUAUACAAAGAUUGUUCCGACCACUACGUGCUAGGAAGGAGAAGCAGUGGGGCCUACAGAGUUACCCCUGAUCACAGAAACAGCAGCUUUGAGGUCUACUGUGACAUGGAGACCAUGGGUGGAGGCUGGACGGUGCUGCAGGCUCGCCUUGAUGGCAGCACCAACUUCACCAGAGAGUGGAAAGACUACAAAGCCGGCUUUGGAAACCUUGAACGAGAAUUUUGGUUGGGCAACGAUAAAAUUCAUCUUCUGACCAAGAGUAAGGAAAUGAUUUUGAGAAUAGAUCUUGAAGACUUUAAUGGUCUCACACUUUAUGCCUUGUAUGAUCAGUUUUAUGUGGCUAAUGAAUUUCUCAAAUACCGAUUACACAUCGGUAACUACAAUGGCACGGCAGGGGAUGCCUUGCGUUUCAGUCGACACUACAACCAUGACCUGAGGUUUUUCACAACCCCAGACAGAGACAACGAUCGGUACCCCUCUGGGAACUGUGGGCUCUAUUACAGCUCAGGCUGGUGGUUUGAUUCAUGUCUCUCUGCCAACUUAAAUGGCAAAUAUUACCACCAGAAAUACAAAGGUGUCCGUAAUGGGAUUUUCUGGGGCACCUGGCCUGGUAUAAACCAGGCACAGCCAGGUGGCUACAAGUCCUCCUUCAAACAGGCCAAGAUGAUGAUUAGGCCCAAGAAUUUCAAGCCAUAAAUUGCUAGUGUUCAUCUCUCUGGGCACUCACUAUCUAAGAGGACGAUGAAUUCCUUCAGCCCUUUACCAUAUGUCUCAGUUUAUAUUCCUUUCCUAUGGCUAAACAUUUCCUUUAAAGCUUUACAGCUUUUAGAAUAAAGCUGAAAAGAUCUAAAAAGACUCCUAUGUUGCUGUUAUAUGAGGAAUGCUUGAAAGCACUGGAAAUAUUGACAAUUAUACAUUAUAAUUGCAAAACCUUUCAUUUUUAUUAGUUGAAAAGUUUCCUAAUAUUUUUAUUAUUUUUAUAAUAAAAACUAAAUUAUUCAGCAAGCUAGAUUCUAUAUACGCAAGUUUUAUUUUCACUAGGGCUAAAUAUACACAUUUGAGAAUAUACCAGUCCUUCCAGGUACAACUGAAAGCCAAGAACUGUAGUAUUAUCUUUCGUCUAAGAAGAACUUAAAGCAUUUUAGUUCUCAAGAAGAAGGGCAGGGAUGGGAUUGGGGGCCAGGGACAAUAUGUAUAGCUAAAUGUAUUCAUCUAAUGCAAAAUAUGGCAUUAAAAUACCUAAAAAUGUGGUAGCAUAAUAUAUGUCUCUUCCCUCUCCAAUUGAAAAAUAAUGUUACCCUGUAGACUUUGGUUUAGUGGUAAUUCACUUACUGUUUAUAGCCUGUUAGACCGCGAUACAAAAGCUGCUUUAUCCUCUCCCUCUGCUCUCUGUGCACAAUGGUUUGUGAUGUAAGGUGCUAGACUACUGUAAGGUUUCCUUGGGGAAAGGCAUGGUAAGGGAAAACACACUGGUUUAUAUUUUGAAAGCCAAUCCUAAUCCCAAAGCAAUACUGUUGUCGAGGAGUCAACGUUCUAGGAAGCUGACUUUUCUAGAACAAAUGUAUUUAUUAGGAUGAAUUUUGGAAUUUUAGUUUAAAUAUUAUACAUUUUAAUCCUAAGCAGUCAAUUGCUUAUUUCAUUCUUAGAAAUUCAAAGAAUAUAUACAAUUUUAGCCAAAUGUGAGUCCCUGGAAUUCCUUACUUGUGGAUGUCAAGGGUCACAUUAAAAGGCUCUGGGGGCAGUUUCACUCACUUUAUUCUUGUGAAAAGGGGUCACUCAGAGAGAAACAACCCAGCCGCACACUUAAACGUGCUCUUGGGUGGAAUCUGAAGUGCCGCAUGCAGUCAGUCACGUGGAGUAACUGACUGUACAACAUGCACUGUCUAAGCAAUAACUUUGAUCUUUAAGUUUUGGUGUAGCUUCUAAUAUACUAACCAAGCUUUUGAAAUAUAUGCACAAAGAUUCCACCUUAGUUAUUUUUAAAACAUAACUAGGGAGGAUAUUUAUUGUCUUGACUACUUAAACUUUCAAACAUGUAGCCACUGUAAAAAAAAAAAAACUUUACAAAGAGCAAGAUACUAUUUUUGAAACAUGCAACAUGAAGUUUUCAGGUGAAUACAGUGACAACUAAGCUAUUAAUAAUAUAAUUAAAUUGCCAGCGUAAGCUAAAUGCAUGCUGAAUUAAAUGACCAAAAUAUAACGUAGAUUUUAAAGCCUUUACCUACUUGGUAAAACAGUGAAUGUAAGUGGCAGUAACCAAUCUUAUUUCUUUUUGCUUUUUAAAAAAGACUAAGAAGAUUUUGAUAUUAUACAAUUCAUGUGUUUCAAAUCCUGUUUAUUAUAUGUAGCCAUAUAAGUCUAAUGACAUUUCCAUAAUGAAAAUUGAUUUACCAUAGCAAAAAUACUAUGUGUUCAUCCUGAGUGUGUCUUUCUCAGGGUAACAAUGAAUCCAUGUAAAUACUUUAUCUUUGCACUUCCAAUGGAUCCAAAUGUUGUUUUCUAUUAUAGUCUAUGAUAUUCUUCUAAUAAUUCUUUAACACAGAAAUUUAUUUUUGAAUCAUUUUCUGUCACUCAUUUAAAAAUAUAUUGUAGACUUUGAUAAUCUCUAAUCUGUUUAUUGAAAUAGUCCUUAGCCUUAACAAUUCACUGAUAUAUGCUGAUGUUCAUUAAUGUACACUAUUUGCCAAUAUGUAUUUUUAGAGUCUUGGCUUCAUUUGGGUGGCUAGCACUGAUCUUAAUGAUCACUUUAUUGCUGAACAUCAUUAUUCUUUAAAAAUGCCAAGUGGAACUAAUUUCUUAGGAAUCCAGUUGAUUUGCCUGUCACGAAACGAGAAAGCCAUCUCUCUGAAAAGUAGUAACGCAGCAAAUGUCCUCAGUUCUCUGGUGGACAGAGCUCGUGUGCGAGGCUCAAGGAGCAUUAGAAUCCCAGGAUGGGCUGGACCUGGAUUUUUCAGUAGCUGCCCCUCACUCUUCGAUAAGUUUUCAAGAUAGGUGGAUAUAUGCAAUUUCCAUGAACUCUUGUUUAAGAUUUAUUUUCAUUGAUGUAUAAUUAAGGUUAUGUUUAAUGUUUCUUUAAAGCCUUGUAAAAUAAAAGUUAAUCUUUAUAUCUAUCCUUCGAUGUG
Messenger RNA from Mus musculus (house mouse), 3769 nucleotides. It is a transcript of the gene Fgl2, whose product is annotated as fibrinogen-like protein 2. The transcript is spliced from 2 exons. Gene Ontology annotation, biological process: blood coagulation. Gene Ontology annotation, cellular component: extracellular region; non-collagenous component of basement membrane. The record is from RefSeq and is marked validated. Lineage: Eukaryota; Metazoa; Chordata; Mammalia; Rodentia; Muridae. The coding region runs from base 45 to 1343 and encodes 432 amino acids.